This is a messenger RNA of Penaeus indicus, 1224 nucleotides long. RefSeq lists its product as uncharacterized. The transcript has 3 exons. The coding region runs from base 1 to 1224 and encodes 407 amino acids. Lineage: Eukaryota; Metazoa; Arthropoda; Malacostraca; Decapoda; Penaeidae. The record is from RefSeq and is a predicted model, not a curated record.
AUGUUAAGAAAACUCAAAGAUAGUCAGUCAAUUGAUAAAGAUACAUAUUCACGUUUGUUCACUUCUGGAUCAAAACCAGGCGUCCUGUAUGGACUUCCAAAAGUUCACAAAACCGGCUGCCCUCUUAGACCAAUACUUUCAGCUAUUGGCACUUUAAACUAUAACAUCUCAAAUUAUAUAAUGGCAAGUUUUGAUGUUACCAAUCUAUUCACAAAUGUCCCUCUUUCUGAAACAAUUGAAAUCAUCACUGACUCUCUGUUCAACCACAACACUCAUAUAAAUGGCUUGAAUAAGGUACAAUUUAAGAAAUUGCUUGAAAUUGCCACUAAAGAUAUAGCAUUCUUCUUUGAUGCUCAGAAAUUCCUGCAAUAUAUGAAUAUUAAAUUUACUUGUGAGUUAGAGUCCAAUGGUAAACUUCCUUUCUUGGAUGUCAAUAUAAGCAGAGAUAGCAAUAGGUUCUCAACUGCAACAUACAGGAAACCUACAUACACAGGCCUCACCACAAAGUUUGAUUCUUUUAUCCCAAUCAAAUACAAAACUAAUUUGAUCAAUACCCUUAUCAAUAGAGCAUACAAAAUAUCAAAGUCAUAUCAAAUAUUCACCAAGGAAAUAGACUUUAUCACUGACACCCUAAGAAGGAAUGGUUUUCCAUUGUUUGUCAUUCAGAGGUCCAUCAGACAAACCUUAAAUAAUAUUUUUGUAAAAAGAGAACCAGUACAACUUGCCACCAAAGACAUAAUCUACACAAAGCUUCCAUACAUAGCCCCCAGAAGAAGAAGAAAGUUGUUAAACCUUGUAAACUUACACUAUACAACUGUAGAUCUAAGGAUAAUUUUCACGGCCACAAACACAAUUAGCCACUUCUUCAAAGUAAAGGACAAACUUCCCAGCCUAUUAUGUUCAUCUGUCGUAUAUAAAUUCACGUGUAGCAGCUGCAAUGCUGCUUACAUUGGAAAGACUUCCAGGAAUCUUUUCAUUCGUGCAGAUGAACAUAAAGGUGUUUCAUAUAGAACGGGAAGACCACUAGGGAAACCCAUGGAUUCCCCAGUGCGUGAACAUUGUCAACAAUAUAACCAUAGCUUGUCAAGACAUGAUUUCAAAAUAAUAGACUUAUCAUCCUUUGCUUCUAACAUCUCCAUAUUAGAAAGUUUGUGGAUAUGGAAAGGACGACCGAAGCUUAAUGAACAUUUAGCCUCCACCGACAUUGAAUUGCUCCGCUCAUAA